UUCUAUGUAUCAAAGAAUAAAAAUUAAUAAAUUUUACAUUAUAACGAAACAGUUAGUACAGAUAUCACUUGAAAAGGUAACUAUUGAUUAAGUAAAUAGAAUUAGGUCGAGGUCAUUCCAACUCAUUUAUUUGUCUUGUUCUAUCAUUAGCUUUGCGCAAAAAGCUAUAAAAUGAUUGUAUAAAAUGUAGAGGCAUAAAGAUGUCAAUCGGUAAAUCGUCAUGAGCCGCCAUAUUGAACGAGACUCACGAAUGUUAGAUAUCGCGGAUUGUGCGCGGCAAUGCGACGCGCCACAUGCGCGCACCAGGUUUCGGCCGUUUCGGCGAGUUAACUCCGCAUUCGCUUUGCGAACAGCUAGACCAAACAAGCGCAACGCAUGCGCAACUGCGCAAACGCAACGCGCGCGGCGCGCGUCAACACAGGCCUAGGUAUUCCGAACUGAGCGGACGCGUGCAUAGAGCGUUUCUACGAAAUGUGCCGGUUUCUCGACGGUGGCGGCCAUUUUGCCAUUUGCAUGAUGUCACGGUGUGGCCUACUUCUGAACGGCUCCACGUGCGGAGGUCGUCGACCUGGGUUCUCUCUUCCAGUCCCCUUUUGCCUAGCUCUAUCCCCUCACCAAACUUUCGAACGAAUUGUGAGCGCCUUCGAAAGAUCGCCGAUGUACGAGAAAACAGAUUUCUUCUACCGCAAAUAUCCAACGCGAGUUGCUUGCAAACACUCGAAUAAUAACAAACGUUUAACGAUAAGCACCAGACAAAAAAGAUAAGAGCAACCGCUCUAAAAUACACCACUUUAUAAGAGAAGGAAAAUAACACGAUGGUAUAAGAGGGCGCAGAUCUGUGGAUCGAGGGUGAGGAAGGAUGAUGGGGGAGGUAAAACCAGGGCAUAAGUAUUGAUCCCGCGUCUGGGCGGUUGACACAUUUACCAAAAGAUACGUGAUCUAGUUUCAGUGGAAGAUAGUGCGAGUUAGAGCAAAAAGAGAGUAUUUAGACACCAAAUCAUCAUUAACGAAGCCAAUAAAAUCUUGAAACAUACUAUAGACAAUUUAUGCAUUUGCAUUUAAGCACAAAUCUAAAAAAUAAAAAAAAAGAACUGUAAUUUCACUCGAUGAACACUACAAAAUUCUUUACUAUAAAAGUUUAUAAAAACGUUGUUUUAUUCAGAACUCAUCUUUUCACAAAAAGUGAAGUUACAGACAAUAUAUAAAUAAUAAAUUCUUAAAUGUAUAAUUUUCCAAUAAAUCUCUAUUUUGUAAAAUGUAUUGAUAAAUGCUUAUAACAUUAUAGUAUGUUUCUUCUAAUAAUAAUAUAAAUAGCACUGAAUUGAUGCCACUUCCGAUCUAUGAAAAUCACUAUUAUUUCCCUAGGAAUGUAAAAUGUAUAAAAUUCCAGCCUAUAUCCAAAGAAAGCUUUGCUACCGAUUUCGGGACCAUUGCCAUAUAGAUCAGUAUUGAGUAUAAUAUAUACGUAUAUAAAACUGCUGAUUACUAAUCUCAAAUCUAAUCGCUAUUCCUCUCAUCCAACGACUAAUAGAUUUAGAACAAUUUUAGCGUAAUGCUUCUUUACUGACAAAGACAAACUAUUGUGUCAUCGCUCGCAAUUGUUGUGCAUUACAUUGUGCUAUGUAAUAAUACGCUAAUACGAUCCACUACAUAAUGCUACAAACGCUGCAUAUAGACUGAUUAAUUACACAAUGUGUAACAAUUGCAUUCAAAAAAGCAGACAAAAAGGAAAAAAAUUAAGAGAGAAAAGAGAAGAAAAAGAACAAGUGCAAAUCCGUAAAUAAGGAAACCAAGACAAAUUGAAAAUUCUACCGUAUAUGAUAACAAUUGAAAUUCAGUGAUCGAUGUAUUGUUUUAUGCGGAUAUGUU
This is a messenger RNA of Wasmannia auropunctata (little fire ant), 1869 nucleotides long. RefSeq lists its product as uncharacterized. The transcript is spliced from 2 exons. NCBI's taxonomy places the organism in Eukaryota, Metazoa, Arthropoda, Insecta, Hymenoptera, Formicidae. The record is from RefSeq and is a predicted model, not a curated record. Bases 294 to 725 code for a protein of 143 amino acids.